Colletes gigas is the source of this 3644-nucleotide messenger RNA. RefSeq names its product semaphorin-5A (gene Sema5c). Gene Ontology annotation, molecular function: chemorepellent activity; semaphorin receptor binding. Gene Ontology annotation, biological process: neural crest cell migration; negative regulation of axon extension involved in axon guidance; positive regulation of cell migration. Bases 328 to 3639 code for a protein of 1103 amino acids. The transcript is spliced from 15 exons. NCBI's taxonomy places the organism in Eukaryota, Metazoa, Arthropoda, Insecta, Hymenoptera, Colletidae. The record is from RefSeq and is a predicted model, not a curated record.
AGUCGAGCUGGUCGGGGUUUGACUGUUCGUUUGGUCCGGGCCUUGUCCAGUACACAAACAGAUUGCACCGUUGUUUUCAUCUCGAGGAUCCCUCGCGGUCGCGUCGGUUAAUCCGUCCCGAAAAACGUAUCGAUCCGCGAAUCGAGCGGACACUUUCUCCAGCGUUCGCUGGACCCGUCAAAUGGAAGUUGGACGCUGUUUGUGAAACCGCGGAUUCUCGUGGACCCCGACGACCAUGCACGGAAAGAGGGAGAAAAAAAGCAUCGAGUCGAAGAAUAUGUGAUCGCUCGUCUCGGAAUCUGUGAAGAGCCGUCAGGCUGCAUCGAGAUGGACCAGUGGCCUGUUCGUCUAGCGAUCUUGGGGAUGCUGGUUGCGGGUCUGCACGCUACCGACGACUUUCGACGCAUCUCCUACGAAGAUUUGGCGGACACUAGCCUGUUCCAACAAGAGGGCGUCACGACGUACUCCCAGUUGCUGUUCGACGUCGCCAGACAACAGGUCGUCGUCGGUGCACGGGACAAUCUGUACCGGUUGACGCUGACGUCGUUGACGGCGCUCGAGCACGCUGGCUGGCCCGCGCCGGAGGACAAGACGAACACGUGCCAGAACAAGGGACAGAGCGUGGAGGACUGUCGCAACUACGUGAAGGUGCUCCUGAGCAAUGGAAAGAGCCUGUUCACCUGCGGCACCUACGCCUUUAGCCCUUGGUGCACCUGGAGAAAGAUCGAGAAGAUCAGCAAGGUUACCAGCGAGAUGUCGGGCGUCGCGAUGUGCCCGUACUCGCCGCACGCCAACGUCACCGCGCUGUUGGCCAGAGGGCCGACCGGAGGCCUCUUUACCGGCGCGCUGACCGAUUUCUCCGGGGCGGAUCCCGCGAUCUGCAGGACGCUCGCCACGCCAAACCUGCGCACGCAUCAAUACGACUCCAGGUGGCUGAACGACCCGCAGUUCGUCGGGAGCUUCGAAACCGAGGACCACGUUUACUUCCUGUUUCGCGAAUCCGCCGUCGAGUACAUCAACUGCGGCAAGAAAAUUUACUCGAGGAUAGCGAGGGUGUGCAAGAACGAUCGCGGCGGACGGAUCAUGAUGAAGGAGGUUUGGACGACUUUCAGCAAGGCACGGCUGAAUUGCUCUUUGCCCGGCGAGUUUCCCUUCUACUACGACGAGAUUCAAGGCGCGGUCUAUCAUCCGGAGGAGGGCAUCGUUUACGCGACCUUUACCACUCCCGUCAACGGUAUUGCCGGCUCGGCGAUUUGCGCGUUCAACAUGUCGGCGAUCACCGCCAGCUUCAACGGGCCUUUCAAGCACCAGGAGAACUCUGGCGCCGCCUGGGAAAGGAAAGUCGUGUCUCACCAGGACAGACAACGGUGCGAAUCUUCGUCGAACGUCGCCCCUCAUCAGAUCAUGGACAACCAGAGGUAUCAGUUGAUGGACGACGCCGUUCAAAGCACGAUGCUCGAGCCCCUUCAUACCGCCAUACUGGAGAGAUUCACGCUCAUCGCGCUCGACGUCACUCCGACCAAACUGCACCGCGGCGUCACGGUGCUCUACGUCGCCACCGACGCUGGCAUGAUCAAGAAGAUCUCGGUACUGCCUAGAAAUCAGGAGACCUGCAUCGUCGAGGUCUGGGGCCCCAUGCCCUCAAUGCCUCUCACGUUGCAGUUCUUGAAGGACACGCAGAGUCUCUACGUCGGCAUGGAGGUCGGAUUGGCCAGGGUACCGACAGCCCAGUGCCAUCGACACCGAAGUCGCCAGGCCUGUCUGAACGCCCAGGAACCGUACUGCGGUUGGAACGAGCACCUGAUGAAGUGCGCCCCGAUCCCGAAGCAGAACCAUCUGGGGAACCACUGGCACCAGGAGGUCACCAAGUGUCCGGUGCUCACGGACCCCGUAGAUGGCGGUUGGAGCGCCUGGAGUUCUUGGUCGGUGUGCCAACAUGGCGCCGCGGAGCACGGUCAUGCCCAUUCCUACUCCCACGCUCACGGUCACUCUCAUUCCGAACAUUCUGAGACGACGACGGACAGUUGCCAGUGUCAAACGCGCGAGUGCAACAACCCACCGCCGCAGCAUGGCGGUGAGAAUUGCUCGGGGGCGAAAGUCAGGGUGACCAAUUGCACGGUGCACGGGGGAUGGACGGCCUGGUCGGCUUGGUCCGCCUGCUCGCAGACUUGCGGCUUCGCCAUGAAGACCCGACGACGCUCGUGCACGAACCCUGCACCAGCAUUCGGAGGGCGAGUCUGCGUGGGCCACGAUCACGACGAUAUCGUUUGCAUAGACCUACCGCCUUGCCCUACGCCCGCGAAGAUCGCGCCUCCUCCGCAAACCGGACAGUGGUCCUCCUGGAGCAACUGGAACUCUUGCUCUCGGCCCUGCAACGGCGGUAUACGAAUACGGAAGAGAACGUGCGAGAGCCAGACCCAGCGGAAAUCCGGCACCGUCGAGUGCAACGGUUGCGACUUUCAGGUCGAGGAGUGCAAUACCCAUCAGUGCGUCGAGACGAAGAGAUACUCGGGAUGGACACCGUGGCUGGCGACUAAUACCACUACUCAACAGAGUGGGAACGUCGGUUACGUCGGAUACGUCGAGAAGCGGUUUCGAUUCAGCUGCCGGGCCCAGACGGACGAUCCGUCGAGCGUCAGGGUGCAGCUGGCCAAAGAGGAGAAACGUUACUGCAGAAACGACGGCUCCUGUUUGAGGGGGAACGCGAAUCAAAAUGGGUACGGGGACGUGGCUGGCGAGAGCGACUGGAGCGAGUGGUCCUCCUGGCGGGCGUGCGAUCGCCCUUGCGGAGGAGGCUCGCAACUCAGGGUCAGACAGUGCGAGUCGCCGCCGUGCGAAGGCAGCGUGACGCUUCAGACCAAGGUGUGCAACACGCAUCCGUGCAGGUCGAACUCGGUGGUUGGAACGAAUGGAGGAACGGGCGCGGAGGGUCAGUGGUCCUGUUGGACCGACUGGUCCGAGUGCUCUGCCUCCUGUGGCGUCGGUGUGCGCACCAGAAAGAGGGAAUGCUUGACCGUGGAGACCUGCGAGGGUCCUCGACUGGUCAGAGAGACCUGCGAGAUGCCUAGCUGCGAGUCGCUACUCGGCUGGGACUCCUGGUCACGGUGGACGCCUUGCGACGCCGACUAUCAACAGCAUCGAAAGAGACAGUGCCUUCGUCACGGCAACGGAAUGUGUCAGGGCUCCAACAGGGAAUCGCGCGACUGUUUGCCCGAUUGCACGGACAACGACGUGAACGUCAUGCAAUCGAGUAUGGAACGCUCUGGAGUCACGAUCGGGGCGGUGGUUGGCAGCUGCAUGGUCGGAUUCCUCGUUGGGCUGGCACUCAUGGCGGUCAUGAGCUUCUGCUACAUGAAACGGCGACAACAGCGAGCACCCGGAAGCCCUCACUACGUCAGCAAGCAGAACCCUUACGUUACGGUUCCGUUAAAAGAGGUUAACGCUAAGCGACAGCCCAGCUUCUCCGGCAGCACGAACGGCAACGGGACGCUCCGGGCGAAGAACAACCCCAACGUGAACGGACUCGGUAGUCCGAAACUGUAUCCGAAGAGCCUCGAUUGCGAGUCCGCCACGUUGAAGCGCAACAGUCACGGUCAGCAACACAUUCGAGUCGACCUGGACCAAGACAAAUACUAUUGAACGGG